AUCAAAAUUCCUCUUCAACGCAUACAAACAAGGCCCCUGCAAGUCAAUCUGCAAAGACUGAAAAGAGAGCUUUCACCCUCUGCCAAGUUGCCAAGUAGCAAAUCCACCAUGGACGUUGUGCCUCAGCUGCAGAAACAAUUUGUGGACCUCAUAGCUUCUCUAUAUCGAGAGGGCUUUUUGGAUGAUCAGUUUCUGCAGCUUCAGAAACUGCAAGAUGACAGCAACCCAGACUUUGUGUUUGAGGUGGUUUCACUUUUCUUUGAGGAUUCUGAGAAGCUUAUUAACAAUCUGGCCACAGCCCUUCAGCAGCCAGUUGUAGACUUUAACCAGGUUGAUGCCCAUGUUCACCAGUUCAAGGGAAGCAGUUCCAGCAUAGGUGCACAAAGAGUAAAGAAUGCAUGUGUUUCUUUCAGAAAUUUUUGUGAGGAGAAGAACCUCGAUGGGUGUGUGCAAUGCCUGCAACUUGUGAAAAAUGAAUACUUUGUUGUGAAGAACAAACUCGAAACUUUACUCAGACUCGAGCAGCAAAUCUUGGCCGCUGGUGGGAAAAUUCCUGUUCUGCCAUAAGUUCGUUACAUUGACGAAAAGGCCUAUAUGGACAUACUAGAGGCCCGGGGGAUGUUACAAAGAACUUUUAUACUUUGACUGCUAGGUUCUGAACUUCUGAUAGAGGUAUAGGUCAAAGGAAUUGAUAUAGAGGAAACAGGCGAUAAACCGAAUAAAACCAUCUUCUUCCAUAUACUGUUAUUUCAUAACUGAUACAUACUCUUUGCGUUUUGAACUUGAUUAAUGUCAAUGGAAGCUUAAUUUAUGGUUGAUUA
Ipomoea triloba (trilobed morning glory) is the source of this 821-nucleotide messenger RNA. Its product is annotated as histidine-containing phosphotransfer protein 1-like. Gene Ontology annotation, molecular function: protein histidine kinase binding; histidine phosphotransfer kinase activity. The record is from RefSeq and is a predicted model, not a curated record. Gene Ontology annotation, cellular component: cytoplasm; nucleus. Lineage: Eukaryota; Viridiplantae; Streptophyta; Magnoliopsida; Solanales; Convolvulaceae. Bases 109 to 567 code for a protein of 152 amino acids. Gene Ontology annotation, biological process: phosphorylation; cytokinin-activated signaling pathway; phosphorelay signal transduction system. The transcript is spliced from 6 exons.